GCUGUCUGGUCAGAAGCGGUGCGAUCAUGGCGGAGCGCGGUCAGCAGCCUCCUGCUAAACGGCUCUGCUGCAGACCAGGCUUCGCGUCAGCUUGCAGGCCGGGCCAGCGUGCGGGCGGAGUCUCAUGUGGGGCCAGCGGCUCUGCCCAUGGCCUGUCCGGCAAGACACAAAACCCGGAGUCCCUGCUGGACAUUGCGGCCCGGAAGGUUGCUGAGAAAUGGCCUUUUCAACGGGUUGAGGAACGUUUUGAGAGAAUCCCGGAGCCCGUGCAACGGCGCAUCGUUUACUGGUCUUUCCCUCGGAGCGAAAGGGAGAUCUGCAUGUACUCAUCAUUUAAUACGGGCGGGGAAGAGGUGACCGGGGCCGCCUCCGGGGGGGUUUCCGCUGCUGGAGCCGUCGGGUCUGCUGGUGGAACGGCGGCAGGGGCGGCCUCAGUUGCGAACACAGUCGCUGCAGGAGCAGCUGGGGAGAGCACGGAUGAGAACAGGCUACCUUUCCGGCGGGGCAUCGCUCUCCUGGAGAGCGGCUGCGUGGACAAUGUCCUGCAAGUGGGUUUUCACUUGAGUGGCACAGUGACGGAGCCUGCAAUGCAGUCAGAGCCAGAAACUGUUUGCAACGUAGCUAUUAGUUUUGAUCGUUGCAAAAUUACCUCAGUGACCUGCAGCUGUGGAAACAAGGACAUCUUUUAUUGCGCCCAUGUUGUGGCACUUUCCUUAUACCGCAUCCGGAAACCUGAUCAGGUUAAACUGCAUCUUCCUAUUUCAGAAACACUCUUUCAAAUGAACAGAGACCAGCUGCAGAAAUUUGUACAGUAUUUGAUCACCGUUCACCACACAGAAGUCUUGCCGACUGCUCAGAAAUUGGCGGAUGAAAUUUUGUCUCAGAACUCUGAAAUCAACCAAGUUCAUGGUGCUCCAGACCCAACAGCAGGGGCCAGUAUAGAUGAUGAAAACUGUUGGCAUCUGGAUGAAGAGCAGGUCCAGGAACAAGUCAAGCUAUUCCUAUCCCAGGGAGGCUACCAUGGAUCAGGGAAGCAGCUUAAUUUGCUUUUUGCCAAGGUUCGAGAAAUGUUGAAGAUGAGGGAUUCCAAUGGUGCACGCAUGUUGACGUUAAUAACUGAGCAGUUCAUGGCUGAUCCACGACUUUCACUUUGGAGGCAGCAAGGAACAGCAAUGACUGACAAGUAUAGGCAGCUCUGGGAUGAACUAGGUGCUCUGUGGAUGUGUAUAGUCUUAAAUCCUCAUUGCAAAGCAGAGCAGAAGGCAAGUUGGCUGAAGCAGUUAAAGAAAUGGAACGGCGUUGAUGUUUGUCCAUGGGAAGAUGGAAAUCAUGGAAACGAGCUGCCCAAUUUAACCAAUGCUUUGCCUCAGGGUGGGAAUGCUAGUCAGGAUUCAACACACAGGCCUCAUCGAACAGUGUUCACUCGAGCCAUAGAGGCAUGUGAUCUCCACUGGCAAGAUAGCCACUUGCAGCACAUUAUUAGCAGUGACCUUUAUACCAACUACUGUUACCAUGACGACACUGAAAACUCACUCUUUGACUCUCGAGGGUGGCCCCUCUGGCAUGAGCAUGUUCCAACAGCUUGUGCUAGGGUUGAUGCACUAAGGUCACAUGGUUACCCAAGAGAAGCUCUCAGACUAGCAAUUGCCAUUGUCAAUACACUAAGGCGACAGCAGCAAAAACGAAUGGAUAUUUUUCGGAUUCAGAAGAAAGAGCUCCUUCUCAAAGGAAUAACCUCAAUAACUAAUCUUGAAGGCUGGGUUGGUCAUCCCUUGGAUCCCAUAGGUACUUUAUUUAGUAGCCUGAUGGAGGCCUGUAGAGUGGAUGACGAAAGCUUCCAUGGUUUCUCAGAAUUUGCAGAUGGGUUUGGGCAUUGCAAAACUCUGGAAUACCAACACUUGUCUCCCCACAAAUUUUUAGAGGAGGGGGAAUCUUAUUUAACGAUGGCUGUUGAAGUGGCACUGAUAGGUCUGGGACAGCAGCGAAUAAUGCCAGAUGGCUUGUACGCACAAGAAAAAGUUUGUCGAAAUGAGGAGCAGCUUAUUUCUAAAUUGCAAGAAAUUGAAUUAGAUGAUACACUCGUAAAAAUCUUUCGAAAGCAAGCAGUCUUCCUGUUAGAAGCUGGGCCAUAUAGUGGUUUGGGUGAAAUCAUCCAUAGAGAGAGUAUUCCAAUGCACACAUUUGCCAAGUAUCUGUUCACCUCCCUCCUACCUCAUGAUGCUGAAUUAGCAUACAAAAUUGCACUGAGAGCAAUGAGGUUGCUAGUGUUGGAAUCCACUGCUCCAACUGGAGACAUGUCCCGCCCACACCACAUUGCCUCAGUAGUUCCUAACCGUUAUCCCCGUUGGUUCACCCUGAGCCAUAUUGAGUCUCAACAGUGUGAAUUAGCAUCAACAAUGCUAACUGCAGCCAAAGGAGAUGUUAGAAGACUCGAAACAGUGUUAGAAUCAAUCCAGAAAAAUAUUCACUCCUCAUCGCACAUAUUUAAGCUUGCCCAAGAUGCUUUUAAAAUAGCAACUUUAAUGGACAGCUUACCAGACAUAACACUUCUAAAAGUAUCGCUGGAACUUGGUCUGCAGGUAAUGCGAAUGACGUUAUCAACCUUAAACUGGCGUCGUCGUGAAAUGGUCAGGUGGUUGGUAACAUGUGCAACUGAAGUAGGAGUAUAUGCACUGGACAGCAUCAUGCAGAGUUGGUUUACGCUCUUCACUCCAACAGAGGCCACUAGUAUUGUUGCUACAACAGUAAUGUCUAAUAGCACCAUUGUCCGCUUGCAUUUGGACUGCCAUCAGCAAGAAAAGCUGGCCGGCAGUGCUAGGACGCUUGCACUCCAGUGCGCUAUGAAGGACCCCCAAAACUGUGCCCUUUCAGCACUUACUUUAUGUGAAAAGGAUCACAUAGCUUUUGAGACUGCUUACCAAAUUGUCCUGGAUGCUGCUACGACUGGCAUGAGCUAUACCCAACUUUUUACAAUAGCACGGUACAUGGAGCACCGUGGUUACCCCAUGAGGGCCUACAAACUUGCUACAUUGGCCAUGACUCAUCUUAACCUGAGUUAUAACCAGGAUACGCACCCUGCCAUUAAUGACGUCUUGUGGGCAUGUGCCCUAAGCCACUCCCUUGGGAAAAAUGAACUAGCAGCAAUUAUACCUCUUGUGGUCACAAGUGUCAAAUGUGCUACAGUACUUUCAGACAUUUUGCGCAGAUGCACUUUGACCACUCCUGGGAUGGUGGGACUUCAUGGACGGAGGAACUCUGGCAAACUUAUGUCACUGGACAAGUCCCCUUUAAGACAGCUCUUGGAUGCCACAAUUGGGGCUUAUAUAAACACAACACAUUCACGGCUCACACACAUAAGUCCUCGUCACUACAGCGAAUUUAUAGAGUUUCUUAGUAAGGCUCGAGAGACCUUCCUAAUGGCUCAUGAUGGACAUAUUCAGUUUACACAGUUUAUUGACAACCUAAAACAAAUCUACAAAGGCAAAAAGAAACUGAUGAUGUUGGUUCGUGAACGGUUUGGUUGACGAAAAUGUGUGAAUGGGGGGGGGAGAUGGGACAGUUUGUUUUUACUUGAGCCUGCCUUUGUAUCCUUUUUAACUUAAGAAGAAAAAUGUCAAAACAAUACAAAAAAAGAGCCACACCGGUAUUAUAUGUAUAGUUCUAUUGAGUUUUAAAACUAAAUUGUCAUGUUGUGAAAGUUUGUGUAUUUCUAUUUUCUUUUUGGUUUCCAGUUAUCUGUGUGUAUGAGAGAGGUUCAAGGUUUGGUUUACACUGAGUAUAUGUUGUCAAGUGGCAAAAGUCCACAUAGCUCUACUUUUCCUUCUGUAUUCGUUCACAGCCUCAAAGAAAAUGCAAUGGCUUUAAAAUUUAAAAAAACAAAAAAUAAAAAAAAACACAAAAAACCAAACAACAAAAAAACACCUCCAUCCUGUGACAAGUACCUCGAAUGGAUCCAGCUUUACUCCUCUUGUAACUCAUCCUUACAUUUCAAUAUAUUUACCAUAAGACCCUGAAAAAUGACAAUACUAAUGGUAAAAAUAAGGCUGAUUACGUGGCUUUGCAAUGCUGUUCACCCCGAAGCAUGGCACACAGCGCUUGUGCAUGUGGAAACUUAGCGACUGUCAACAUACAUUCUCAGGGAUUUAUCAAGAAAUAAAGAAUGAGAGCAUUUAUUGUACUGUAUAUAUAUUAUAGUAUAUGUCUGAAUAUUGAAAACAAAGUAUAACAUUAACUAAUUUAUAAAAAAAAAUAUUCUAUGUAAUGCAAAAUACUUGAAGCUGCAGUAGCUUGGUUUUAAACAAAAAUUAACAAACACAAAAGGAAAACAUAUCGAAGUGCGCCUUGCUUCAGUGUUGGCUCAGGUGGUAUACAUAUGUGCUGGGCAUCUAUGCAUAUCCACCUUGUUUGACUGCAUGGCUAGGCUGAUAUCUGUUGCAAAGUGACAUUUUUGUUGGCCUUGAUUUUAAACAUUCGUGCGAAUAGUUAGAAGAUAUGCGCACACCUGGCAUGAUUGUUAAAACGGAAAUUGUAAUACGGAGCCAGAGCAGCAAGCCUUAGCAUUAAGAAUAUGUCACAAUAGGGGGUUGGGCCUCCUAGCAUAUAAAUCUUCCAAGACACGCUUAAUAACAACAAAAAAGGUAUCCAAAACAAUUGACUUUUAUACAUUGCACCUUGGCAGUGAUCAAACAAUAAGCUAACCCUUGUGCACAAAUAACAUAUGUCUCUGCAUGGUUCUGGCUAUGCAGGGUAGACAGAAAUGUAGGUAUGACUGUUCAACUUUUUCAGUUUUUUCGUAUUUUAUUUUUGUUUGUUUUUUCUUUAGAUUUAUUGAAGCAAAACAGCCUUUGAUCUUGCCUUGUCUUAAUGCUUUAAAAUAACCAAACUGGAGAUCUAACUACCAAACAGUUCAUUAUAUAAUUAAAUACCAACCUAUUGGUUACAAUAUUGUGUCUUUAAUUUUAGCUGAAUGGUUCUGUAUCUUUGUGCUUUUUAAAAGCGUUUUUUUUAUGUUUUGGUGCAAAAGUUGUCUAGUGUCUCUUGUUCCCUUCAUUAGAGAAAAGAACAUGCUAAUAGGUAUGUUUGUAAGUAUUUUUGUUUAGAAAAUAAACUUUCAUGCUCUUCAUUUUAUUUAUUAUACUAGGUAAAAAGGUUGUACUUCAUCACCCAUGUAAACAUGCUCAUGAAGUUGAAAGUAAUUAAGAUUUGAUACACUGAUAUCGAUUUAUUUAUGUAACUAAAUCACUGUUUUAUAAACUUGUUAAUGAUCAACAAUUUUUUGUUUUGAUUAAAAUUAGUUUUUUGAAAGUUGA
This is a messenger RNA of Bombina bombina (fire-bellied toad), 5309 nucleotides long. It is a transcript of the gene ZSWIM6, whose product is annotated as zinc finger SWIM-type containing 6. The coding region runs from base 27 to 3524 and encodes 1165 amino acids. NCBI's taxonomy places the organism in Eukaryota, Metazoa, Chordata, Amphibia, Anura, Bombinatoridae. The record is from RefSeq and is a predicted model, not a curated record. Gene Ontology annotation, molecular function: zinc ion binding. The transcript is spliced from 14 exons. Gene Ontology annotation, cellular component: Cul2-RING ubiquitin ligase complex.